Messenger RNA from Fusarium coffeatum, 858 nucleotides. RefSeq lists its product as uncharacterized. Gene Ontology annotation, cellular component: RNA polymerase II transcription regulator complex. The record is from RefSeq and is a predicted model, not a curated record. Gene Ontology annotation, biological process: positive regulation of transcription by RNA polymerase II. Bases 1 to 858 code for a protein of 285 amino acids. Lineage: Eukaryota; Fungi; Ascomycota; Sordariomycetes; Hypocreales; Nectriaceae. Gene Ontology annotation, molecular function: protein dimerization activity; DNA-binding transcription factor activity. The transcript has 2 exons.
AUGUCUAAUGCCGGAGUCACAAAAUCUCAAAAGCCCAAGCGAAAGGGCCGACCGCGACCUUUGCCUCCGGACGUCACGGCGCGGAACUUGGCAAUUGAGAAACAGCGUCGCGGAGAAAUGAAUGAGAACUUCCUAGAACUAGCCCGCAUGCUCCCUAAUAUCGCCUCCGCACGGCGACUCACAAAAGUGCUCAUUGUGAACAAGAGCAUUGAGCACGUGCGACAACAGCGAGAGCUGUGUCUGGCAGCAGAUCGCGAUAUGCAGGAUUUACUUGCUGAAAAUCGUCGCUUGGUAGAUCAGAUUAAUGCAAUACGUAUUCAGGUAAAUGGGCCAGGGGUGAUGCCCAUGGAGGCAAAGCCUGUGACGGAAACGAUGAAGCAAUUGGCAGAGACAAAGAAUCAAGUGUUUGGAACAUUUGCAGCUGGAUUCGGCGAUAAAUGGGUCGAGAAGGCCUCACAAUCCCAGUCUCAGGCCCAGACUCAGACAGGUGCAGGUGUAGUACAAAGUAUUCCGGCAAGCGAUAUUCAUCCAGCGUCUGCUGAGCAGGCCAGCUUUACAACUUCAUCAACGGGUCUUACGCCAGAUAUUGACCCUGUUGAACAUCCGACGCUAUCGAAUCAAGAUUCUGGAUUGGCUUUGGACGCAGGAUUCGGUCCAAUAGAUGGAAUGUCGCUCCCUCAAGAAGCAUAUGUAUCAGGCGACACGUUCCCGAUAGAGCCAUCAUUGAUACCGGAUCCAUAUACAGAGGGUUUCCCAAACUUGGAUCCAAUUCCAUGGAUGACCGAAGUAGACGUGGAUAUGGCAUUAGGAAGGUAUCAGGGCGGAUUUGAAAAUCCAGGCAUGCUGGAUUGUACAUAG